This is a messenger RNA of Aspergillus glaucus CBS 516.65, 1524 nucleotides long. RefSeq names its product phosphotransferase family protein. Bases 169 to 1392 code for a protein of 407 amino acids. The record is from RefSeq and is a predicted model, not a curated record. NCBI's taxonomy places the organism in Eukaryota, Fungi, Ascomycota, Eurotiomycetes, Eurotiales, Aspergillaceae. The transcript has 4 exons.
GACUAAUUAAUGUCCGACGGUCCAUAAAUCAUCAGUCAUAGUAAUAGUAGUUUCUCCGGCUAUUACACUCAAGAACUGCACCACAUCAAUGCCCGAAUGUUUGAUGAUUGUUGAGCUGAGUCCCGCCUCUUCUUCCAAUGUCAAAAUGCCCACCACCCACCACUGCAUAUGCUGCAAAAAGACAGGAUUUUGCACAAAGCACCAAAUCAGGUAAUAACAGCUCCUCCAAGUGACCGCAAUCCGGAAGAGGAGGGGGACAGCUUGAAUGAAGAUGAAGACAAGGAAGAGGAGGACAUCGGACAUCUACAGGACCGGGCAAUUUCUAUUGCGUCAAACGUUAUUGCCGAUGUUUUUGAAUCAAGUCGCUUGUCAGGCCUGGAGUAUAUCACCUGCGGUGGCUACAACCAUGUCUGGUUAGUUGUGUACUCGACGGAUCGGUCCCAAGGAGGCUCCCAGGACAACAAGUUCAUACUUCGUAUUUCAAGAGAAGUGGCUUCACUCCAACCGUAUCAGAUCCGACAUGAAGUUGCUUGUUUACAUUUCUUAAAGGAAAAUGUGCCACAAAUUCCAGUGCCAAAGGUCUACGCUUGGGACGAUGGGACUUCCAACUCGGGCCCAGCCUUUAUCGCGCAGGAGUUUAUCAAAGGCCAGAAACUCAGUGUGGUCUGGCCUGACUUAACUGAGGAGCAGAAGACAGUCAUAUCACGCGAGAUUGCCAGCGUUAUUGUUGAUCUUGGAGAGACGAGGUUUGAUUGUGGAAUUGGCGGGUUAGCAAUCAACGCACCUGCAGGACCGACUAUUGAAGCUGCGAAGAUAUUCAAUGGCAGGACGAAAUUCCAUUCCCCAGACUUUUACAACAUCGGCCCGUACACGGAGAGCAAGGGGUACAUUCAAGCCUGCUAUGACCGCGAGAUAUCCUUCUACACUCACGCGGGCGAGGCCGACCUCGAACCCAUUGCAGAAGCCUUUGAAGAGACCUCAGUCUCCUCAUUCAUAUCGCAACUACAACGCGAACGCGACGCCAUCCUUGAAGACGACUCUGUCUUUCAGAAGAUCGAUGCGGAACCUCUUGUCUUGGUGCAUGAGGAUUUCCAUUCCAGCAAUAUGCUGGUGCUAGAUGGGCACUUGGUCGGGGUCUUGGACUGGGAGUUUUCCGGUGUUUAUCCUCUGAGUGAACUGCUGGGGGCCGCCGCCAUUCUUCAAAUCUCGGGCCCACGUCGCUAUGAGAAUGAAGAGUGGACUGAGCAGGAGGAAAUGAAGUGGCAGGGUCAUUACUUGGAGGAGAUUCAGCGCGUGACUCGGCAACGGGGUUGGACAGAGCAGGACAUCACAACGGUCAUGGGCGGUGGACAUUAUAUAUUGCAGAAAGCUAGGUCGGUUAUGUUUCCAUGAGAAAAAAAAAUGAAUAUGCGUUUCUGGGGGGGGAGGGGGUUGGCAGAAAUACUGCUAUGGGACCCGAAUUCAACAUUCAGGAUCAUACAAAAUGAGGUAACGUCUAGAAUACAAUGAUUGAUUUGACAAUGG